Colletotrichum truncatum is the source of this 699-nucleotide messenger RNA. RefSeq names its product flavoprotein. Gene Ontology annotation, biological process: coenzyme A biosynthetic process. NCBI's taxonomy places the organism in Eukaryota, Fungi, Ascomycota, Sordariomycetes, Glomerellales, Glomerellaceae. Gene Ontology annotation, molecular function: phosphopantothenoylcysteine decarboxylase activity; FMN binding. The record is from RefSeq and is a predicted model, not a curated record. Gene Ontology annotation, cellular component: phosphopantothenoylcysteine decarboxylase complex.
AUGUCGAAAGUUGGCUCCUCGGACGACCCCGCCGCGGACGUCGCGGCGUCUCGCUCCGACGGUAAGGUUCAUCUCCUGCUGGCCUCAAGCGGCUCAGUAGCGACAAUCAAGCUGCCCAACAUCAUCCAGGCCCUCAGCCACCACAAGAACCUCUCCAUCCGGGUGAUCUUGACGGCUUCGGCAACAGAAUUCCUCAAUGGAUCGACAGAAGAACAACCGUCACUAGCGGCCAUCCGCGCCAUGCCCAACGUCGACGGUCUGCAUCUCGAUGCGGACGAAUGGGUUCAGCCUUGGCGCAGGGGUGCUAGUAUUCUCCACAUCGAGUUGAGGAGAUGGGCCGAUCUCAUGCUUAUUGCGCCUCUGUCAGCUAAUACGCUUGCAAAAGUAGUCAACGGCUUUUCAGAUAAUCUCCUGCUGAGUGUCGUCCGCGCAUGGGAUCCCGAAGGACUGGUCGACGGGCGGAAGAAGAAGAUUCUAGUAGCCACUGCUAUGAACACUGCCAUGCACGUACAUCCCAUUACAUCAAAACAGGUCAAGGUGCUUGAGGAGGAGUGGAAGUGGUUUGAGGUGUUGAAACCCAUGGAAAAGACUCUUGCGUGCGGUGAUACAGGUAGCGGCGCGAUGAUGGACUGGCGGGAAAUAGUUCAGAUUACAGAGGAGCGUCUUGGGUUGAAGCCAGCAGCACAAGGAAAUCAUUAA